Messenger RNA from Phytophthora sojae, 897 nucleotides. RefSeq lists its product as hypothetical. The transcript has a single exon. The record is from RefSeq and is a predicted model, not a curated record. NCBI's taxonomy places the organism in Eukaryota, Oomycota, Peronosporomycetes, Peronosporales, Peronosporaceae. The annotation marks the transcript as partial.
GACUUUUUCGAUGCCUUCUAUCUUGCAACUUUCAUGCCAAAACUAUCGUGGACAUCGCUGAUAGCAGUCCUGGUAAUCCAUUAUGUGCAAACUGCGCUAGAAUUGCAGGACCUGCAUCAAAGAACGCAAAGUAUCCUGACCCGUCUUCACGCGGCGACUGGCGUCACUACCAACAGCACAAAGGGGGACCUACUUGCAACACUGCGGGAAUUGUGCUACAGCUCAGAACCGCUACGACCGCAAAUUCGCAAACACAUUCGCGUUUAUUCGUCUAUUCGACAAGGAUUGUCUCCCAAGGGAAGAGCUUUCCUCGUAAAACUCGGCAGUCGCCAGCAACCCUGUUCGUCUACUACCUACACUAGUAACACUACUCAAGUGAUGCCAAGAUCACCAGCAUUGGAGAUGAUUCCUGACCGUGAACCGCCUUUUGAGAGCUCAAACAUUAUGAUACCGCAUUCAGAAAAUGAUAUCGACAGAUUCAGUCGAGAGUCAUUCAAGCGAAGGCAUUCGUUGAAUGAUAGCUCAACAGUUCUGCAAGAAGCUCUCGAAGUACUGUUCACGUCGGAAUGCCUUGUUUUGAUCGAGUACGUGGAAAUCGUCAUCCCCAUACUCUAUGGUGCGUAUGUGCUGGGAAUGGCCCAUUUGUCUAGCGCGCAGUAUCAUACCGAAAUGUUUGGGAUCACUCGUGAGAAUGUUGGAGGCAUGGUGUCACGAAUGUUCCUUUAUGGGAUUCUAGAGCUCGUAUCGCUCAUACUUCUAGCUGUGAUCUCAAUGCGCAAUUGUGGUAUCCAGAUACUGUAUCAGCUAGGCUUUGUGCUGGAGACGCAGAUGCAGUUCGUAUUGUCCAAACUGAUGCUGUGGAUAGAGUUCACGUUAACUUACCGCGUUGUGCACUUU